This is a messenger RNA of Physella acuta, 1752 nucleotides long. Its product is annotated as piggyBac transposable element-derived protein 4-like. Lineage: Eukaryota; Metazoa; Mollusca; Gastropoda; Physidae. The record is from RefSeq and is a predicted model, not a curated record.
AUGGCAAGGAAUAUCUUUGCUGGUUUUAGUCUUCCAGUUGAUGAUAGUUCAACAAGUGAUGAAUCUGAAGUAUCAGAUGAAGAAGAUGAUGAGUGGCAGCCAUCAGUACCUGAAGACCCUACUGGUUCGACUACAAGUAGCUCUGAUGACGAUGAUGAUGCAUCUGCGUACACUGAACAGGCACCAUCAGCUAUCAACAAUGUGCCAAAUGCUGACAGUCAUAACCAUAUAGAAACAAAUCAAGCUGAUGGUGAGCGACACGAUGAAGUGGGAGAAAACAAAAUACUUGGGAAAGACAAAUCAACAUUGUGGUAUUCUAGACCAGUGCCGGAAUUACGCAUUCCCAGGAAAAAUGUAUUCACACUGCCUAAGAACCAAACACCCUUCACUGAUCAUGUGGUUUCUCCAACAGAAGCGUUCCUUCUGUACAUGAACGACAAUAUGAUACAGACAAUUGUUGAUUGCACUAACAGGGAAGGAGAGCAAGCAAGACAAGACAAAUGGGAGACAACUGAUGCAACUGAAAUGAAAGCUUUUAUAGGAUGCUUACUCCACACUGGUGCUCUUCACCAGAACAGAAUUUCUGUUGACCUGCUAUUCAGUCCUGUACAUGGAAAUCCUCUAUUAAGGGCAGCUUUUUCUAUGAAGAGAUUCAGCAACCUUCUGAAUCACAUUCGUUUCGACAACAAGGACACUAGAUCAGUUCUUCGUUCUCGUGAUGUUUUUGCUCCCAUAAGGGAUAUUUGGGAAUUGUUCCAUAGCAAUCUCGCAAGGUAUUAUGUUCCUGGAGAGAACAUAACUGUCGAUGAACAACUUGUUGGUUUCAGGGGUCGUUGUAGGUUUAUUCAGUAUAUGCCAAAUAAACCAGAUAAAUAUGGCAUACAAAUAUUUUGGGCAUGUGACUCUUUAUCCAACUAUCCAUUGCGAGGCUGCCCAUAUCUUGGUAAAGAAAAAAGAAGUGCCCUGCCAGAAAAAACAAAUGUAGGAAUUGCAUCAGAGAUUGUGGUUUCUCUCACAAGAGACUUUCAUGGAAGUGGUCGUAAUAUUACGACAGGCAAUUAUUUCACGCACUUGCAGCUUGCAGAAACAAUGGCCAAAAGUAGGCUGACGCUAGUUGGAACAGUGAAGAGAAACAAGACAUUCCUACCUCAGGACUUUCAACAAAAAAAGCAUCUGCCCUUGAAUGACUCUGCAUUUCUAUUCCGACCAGAAACCACACUGGUCAGUUAUCAAUCAAAAAAGCAGAAGAAUGUCUUGUUGCUUAGCACCAAGCACAACGUCCCAGACAUUGACAGUACAAAUGCAUCAAAAAAGCCAGAAAUCGUGCUCUACUAUAACAAGACUAAAGGGGGUGUAGAUGCUAUGGAUCAAAUGGCUAAGGCAUUCACUGUCAAACGUAAAACAAAAAGAUGGCCAUUGGUUGUCUUUUUCAACAUGAUUGACUUGGCAUCAAUAGCUGCAAGAGUCAUAUAUCAAUGCAAAUAUCCCACAAGUUCUCUGGCUCAUGGAGACAACAGACAGCUGUUCAACAUUGACGUGGCCCAAUGCCUGACCCUCACACAAAUACUGAGGCGAUCUGGCCAAACACAUCAGGACAUCGUAAGACAGAAUAUCACCAAUGAGAAUGAGGCUGAGAAAAAUGUAAACCGAGACUCGAGAUGUGAGCAAAAAUAUAGCGACUCCGGGUGGAUUACACCCAGUCGCCGGGGAAAGGUUAUAGAGCUCGAAGUGAACAUUGAAGGCUAUUCGUAG